CUCUUUAUGGAUAAUAGAUCUAGUAGUCUUCGUUUACUAAUUCUCUCUCACAAAUCCAAACAAAAAGGAACUGUGUACUUAAAUCCUGUAAUGACAAUUUCAUACAUACUAAACAAGAACUAUUAAAUACUAGGAUAAUACAUACUUGAAGAAAUAACAACUCUUCAUGUAGUCGUGUCUUUUUACAAUUUAAAAUUUGAAAAAUAAAAGUUACAUUUACCUUUACAACGUCGGUCGUUUUCCACACAAUAGAUUACCCACUUCUACUCGAUAGUUUUCUCUAUAAUAUAGAGACAAAAGAAGAGAGCAUUUAAAUUCUAAAGAACAAAAAAGGAAAAACAGAGCAGCCAUGAGAGCUUCUGUUUAUUCAUUGAUCCUACUCUUCUUCUCGUGUUUACUACAUCUAUCAAAGUCUCAACCGUUCCUCGGAGUAAACUACGGCCUAACCGCCGACAAUCUUCCACCUCCGUCAGCGAGUGCAAAGCUCCUUCAAUCCACAACUUUCCAAAAAGUCCGUCUUUACGGAUCCGACCCGGCUGUAAUCAAGGCCCUAGCAAACACGGGGAUCGAGAUCGUCAUCGGGGCGUCUAACGGCGAUGUACCCGGUCUAGCAUCGGACCCGAGUUUCGCCCGAAGCUGGGUCGAAACCAACGUGGUACCUUAUUAUCCAGCGAGCAAGAUUGUUCUCAUUGCCGUGGGAAAUGAGAUCACAUCAUUCGGCGACAACAGUCUCAUGUCGCAGCUUUUGCCGGCGAUGAAAAAUGUCCAAACUGCCCUCGAGGCGGCGUCUCUUGGUGGCGGGAAAAUCAAAGUCUCGACAGUACACAUAAUGUCGGUUCUAGCCGGGUCAGACCCUCCUUCGACCGCGGUAUUUAAACCGGAGCAUGCUGAUAUAUUGAAGGGAUUGCUAGAGUUUAAUAGUGAAACCGGGUCGCCUUUCGCGGUUAACCCCUACCCGUUUUUCGCUUACCAAGAUGACCGGAGACCCGAAACGUUGGCCUAUUGCUUGUUUCAGGCCAAUCCUGGCCGUGUCGACCCCAACAGCAACCUCAAGUAUAUGAACAUGUUCGAUGCUCAGGUUGAUGCGGUGUAUUCAGCUUUGAACUCGAUGGGGUUCAAGGACGUAGAGAUAAUGGUCGCUGAGACUGGAUGGCCAUACAAGGGAGACCCGGAGGAGGCUGGUGCAACAGUUGAGAACGCUAGAGCUUACAAUAAAAAUCUCAUUGCUCAUUUAAAAUCUGGGUCCGGGACGCCACUUAUGCCCGGGAGAGUGAUCGACACAUACUUGUUCGCAUUGUACGACGAGAAUCUCAAGCCCGGGAAAGGUUCUGAACGAGCCUUCGGUUUGUUUAGACCUGAUCUAACCAUGACUUAUGAUAUCGGGCUCACCAAGACUACCAAUUAUAACCAAACUUCCAUGGCUCCAUUGUCACCAACAAGGCCACGUCUUCCACCAGCCGCGGCCCCGACGAGACAAACAUUACCUUCUCCUCCGCAGAUGAUUCUUCCUUCACCAGUUACUCCCUCCGACAAAAACUCUGGGCAAACCGAUGUUCACAAUUCCACUCCGCGCUCUGCCUCUCUGGCUCACAUAUGCCGCUCUCUCUCUAUUUCGGCAUCGAUGUUCUUUGUCUCCGUUUUGUAUGCAUUGAUCAUAUUGUUGUAAAAUCUCUUCAUCGAUCUUAUAUUAUGUCUCUUACUAAUUUAAACUAAACUAUAAUUGAAUGGACUAAAACGAAUAUAAACAAAUGAAUAACCACUAACUAGAAUGGUUUAGACCAACUCCAUUGGAGGGUCCUUAAGAGUUUCUAG
This is a messenger RNA of Arabidopsis thaliana (thale cress), 1812 nucleotides long. RefSeq names its product Glycosyl hydrolase family 17 protein. Gene Ontology annotation, biological process: carbohydrate metabolic process. Gene Ontology annotation, molecular function: hydrolase activity, hydrolyzing O-glycosyl compounds; glucan endo-1,3-beta-D-glucosidase activity. NCBI's taxonomy places the organism in Eukaryota, Viridiplantae, Streptophyta, Magnoliopsida, Brassicales, Brassicaceae. The transcript has 4 exons. Bases 350 to 1666 code for a protein of 438 amino acids. The record is from RefSeq and is marked reviewed.